CAAGAGUAAUGUGGCCGAAUCCUUUUAGGCUUUUAUUAGCUCGAUAUACUCUAUCGAUUGAGGUAUAACUCAUUAGAAAUGGAGGGUAUCACCUCGGACGGUUCCCUCGUUAGAGUAAAACAUUUUCGAUUUUGAUCAAAUAAUCAAAAUAAUAUAAUCAUGCUUGAGAAUAACAACCAUCAGAAACAAACAGACUUUAAUUUUCGGGUAGCUCGAUCCAAUGCAUACCUAAUCCAGAGUUUUAAAAGUCAUUUUCAAUGCUCUUCUUCUGUUGAAAUACAAAAAGAUGUUUUUUGUCAUGGAAAAACUACGGUUUUUAUUAUUUUUUUCAAAUUAAAAUCAUGUAAUGUAGUAUGCUUUGAAAAUCAGCUACAGAGUGAGAAGAGCAUCAUUUUGAACACAAUGAUGCAAUCACCGUUCUUCAUAGGCAUUUACAUCCAGAUUUGAAUAACAACAACAAAACGUGUAUUGUAUAAUUAGUUUAUAUGAUCCUUACUUAUUGUCUUUUAUGGCACCGUUUAAAAAAUUGUCUUUUUCUUGUAGAGUAGUUCUGAGAUAAAUGUAGUAAAACACUCAUUGAUACUUGUUCAAUCGACAUCAAACACUUCAGCUAGUAUUCGAUCGAGUAACAAUGCGGAAGGUGAUACAACUUUUCAUUUGUGUUUUUUUUUCGUCUUUUUAGCGUAACGGAUGGGAUAGAAAUAAUGGAAAAACCUUUCAAUUUAUUCUUACUCACUCGAAUGAAGUUUUAAGAGCUUAUUCUACAUUUAAAAGAUAGAUUUUUUCAUUCUACAAACUUUAGGUAUCUGAUAUCCAUACUUUGUUUGAUUAUUUGAAAAAAUAACGUAGACGCAAGACCAGAAAGAAGCAUAAUUGUGACGCUCAGUCAAAUGUUAGUAACUUUUCAACUUUUAAGUACUAACAUGAAAACUUACCAAAUGGGUAUAAAAAUGUUCACCGAAUUCAGGGCUACGGUUUUGAUUAGACUUCUUGUUCACAUGGCAUCAAAACUAUUUAGAUGCAUAAGAAAAGUUAUCAUUUUACUUGGCAAUAUAUUGGAAGAAAAGCAGAAAAAAACUUGUCAAAGAAUGCGGUGUGUAUGCGUGUAAAAACAUACUGUUUUUUAUGAAGCGCUGCCAUUCAUUUUGGUAAAGAAUUCUUGACACCUAGCGGUAUGUCGUAAAAAGUUUAGUACAAAAACGUCAUAGAAGUUUGGAAUCAUUCAGUAUUACUGACAAAAUGUCAGAAAUAAUUUAUUUUUUAUGAGAAUUAAUUGAACGAAGCCGCUUUCUUCACACAAAGUAGCUGAGGUAAAUAGUUACUAGAAAACUUUAUUCUAUGAUUAAUCAGAUUAAGGAUCAAAAGGCUUCUUGAUUGUCCUCUCUCUGCGUGUUAUAUUUUCAAAUAAUCAAACAAUGUGUGAAUAUUGGAUACAUAACGUUUUGUAGAGCAAAAAUGUCUCUAUCUUCUCGAACGUAGAAUAAAAUCUUAAAACCUGAUUCAAGUAAAGUUAGAAUAAGCUGCAAGGUUUCCUCACUGAUUUUAUCUUGUCCAUUAUUCCAGAGUAGCUUUUGAUCUACUCGAUAAUUUUCCACAAUGUCCGCUCAGUUUCGUCCCAAAUUAGUCUUUCUCAAUUCGUUCCAGCUAAAUUUGUAUAUAUAUUUAGAGUAAAUGUACUUUUGAUACACGAAAAAAAGAUACUUUUGAUCACCACGUUUUUUCAGCAUCCAUCUCACAUUUUUAUUUCUCAACAAAGUAUAAUGUACAACACAAACAUAUUCAAUGAGAUUUUUAAUCAAAUGAAUAUUAACGCUGUGCUAACUUUCUUAGAACGCCCUUUUGCUUUUCGUUUGCCUAAUGGUUGAAUACGUAUUUUAUCGCUAACUUGAUACAAGGUAAAUAAAAUUGCUACACGAAUAUACUAAUAAUGGUACAAUAAACCAACAGGAUUGAACUUGUAUCAAGUUAGCGAUAAAAUACGUAUUCAACCAUUAGGCAAACGAAAAGCAAAAGGGCGUCCCAAGAAAGUUCGCACAGCAUUACUAUUCAUUUGGUUAAAAAUCUCACUGAAUAUGUUUGUGUUGUAUAUUAUACUUUGUUGAGAAAUAAAAAUGUAAGAUGCAUGCUGAAAAAAAUUUGGUGAUCAAAAAAAUUGAUACCCUAUAUUUAACUCUCAGUUUAUCCCAGAUUUUUUAAUGUAUAAUUUUCAAAAUGUUAACAGCUUCUUUUUCAUAUCAAGGCCUAAUUAAUUUAUUAUGAUAAAAAUUAAAAGCACACAGUAUCUUCCUAUGAUUGGUAGUCUGAAUAUACUACAAUACAAAGAAAAACAAUUCGUCCCAACUAAUUUUUCACAUAAUUUAAUAAUAAUCUUAUGUAUUCACAACAAAUAUGAGUAACCAAAAUAAUAGCCAAAGAAAUAAUUAAUUUUUUAGUCAAACUUGUUUUCACAGCUCUACCACAUUUAAUAGCUAAUUGAACAUUAGUUAGAAUACCACUACUAUGACUAAUAAGUAAUUGCUUUAGUUUAUUAUUAAUGUCAUUAUAGACUUUUUUUCGUUUAUGUGUCUGAAUAUUUGAUUCUUCAGCUUGAUGAUUGAUGGUGAUACUGUGUGCUUUUAAUUUUCAUCAUAAUAAAUUAAUUAGUCAUUGAUGUGAAAAAGAACCUGAUGACAUUUUGAAAUUUAUACUUUAAAAAAUCUGGGACGAACUGAGAAUAAAAAUUAUGUGAAAAAUUAGUUGGGACGAAUUGAGAGAGACUAAGUUGGGACGAACCUUGAGACUAAACCAUUUUUUAUUACUUCCAUCAGAAAUCGCGGCUAUCAAAAUUCUAAUUGGAAUUUUUCUCUUGAUAUUGUUUUAGUUGACGAGACGAUUGAUCCAUUGCGCUUACCAGAGAUAAUAAUUAUUUUAUGUGUGUUACUGCUAUGGUUACUAUCGAUUUUUGUCUUUAUUCGUCAUUCUGAAUUAUUACGGAUUCGUCAUCGUGAUUUACCGUAUAAAUAUGGAAAUAUAAAACCACCAAUGAACUUGAAUCAUGUUCUAAUUGUUGAUAGAACAAGUGAAACGGUUAUACAUUCAAAACGUGGAUAUUCAUUGUGUCUAAAAUUACCUGCGUUUCCACAUGAAAGUGAGAAUAAGGAUGAUAAUAGUAAUAUUGAUGAUAAAAAUCUAGUCACACUUCCAUUGCCUCUCAAACGUCAUACACAAUCGUUUGAUUACGGUAAUUCAGAAGGGUCUAGACAAAGAGAAGAAAAGCUGUUAAAGCCGUAUCAGAUACCUUCGAUCGUUCGACGAAGUCUUUUAGAUCUUCACAAAGCAACUCAUGAAAUGUCACAACCAUCUACUUCACGAUCAUUUACAAAAUAUUUAUCAUCAUUAUCUGUGAACAAAAAUCAACUAAAAUCUUCUUCUAUCGAUAAGGCAACUGAACGUGUUUUGCAAGAAUCUCCUGUAUAA
Messenger RNA from Didymodactylos carnosus, 3456 nucleotides. The record is from the annotation of a GenBank genome assembly. Lineage: Eukaryota; Metazoa; Rotifera; Eurotatoria; Philodinida; Philodinidae.